Molecule: messenger RNA, 2024 nt
Organism: Bursaphelenchus xylophilus (pine wood nematode)
Lineage: Eukaryota; Metazoa; Nematoda; Chromadorea; Rhabditida; Aphelenchoididae
Source: the annotation of a GenBank genome assembly
AUGGCCAGAAACGGAUUCGAGGGCGUCGAGCAGGAAAAUGGUAACUUUUCUGAUUGGAUUUUAACUUUGAUUCUGUUUGUUGUCGACCACGGUGAUUCUUUCCAGCCCGUUCCUCCAAACUCCCAACCACUCCCGUGAAAUCGUCCUCCGCCCAGCCGAAUGACCUGGACAAGACCCCUCGUCAUGCUCAUGGUGACAUCAAGUCUGGGCAGAGUUUAACUCCGGCCACAGCUCCUUCGGUCUCCGACGGGUUCUCCUCCAAUGAAAGGGUAAGAAAACCUUGUCCUCUGAUUUAAGUCUUUAAUUCCAGCCAUCCUCUCCAACUCAACCUUCGAGCCCCAAUGCCGAGGAUGUUCUCGCUGCUCUUCAACGUUGCUCAUUGAUCGCGGCCGAACGUCGUCGUGUUUCUACGGAUAGUUCUAAUUUGCCUGCAGCCCAGACCAGUAUCCGAAAGAAGAACUCGUCCAAGUCUGCUGCUAACCCCUUCUGUCUCCAUGCCGGCUUCAACCCAACCGCUUAUGGAUUUAACGCCGGUCUUCCAGCCAGCCUCAACUCUUUUAAUCCGAAGACUCCGGUUGCUCGGCCUCGCCAAAACAAUCGGAACACUCCUUCGACUGGAGGAAGUAGCCGCGACAAACCGAUCUCCCAUCAUCAGAACAAGUCCUCCCAGCUGAGAUCCAGCAGAUCUCAGACUAGCCCUGGAUUCAAUCAGAAAAGGUCCCUUCAAAAGUAUGGUUUUUUUAUUCUUAUUGUAAAUGUUGAAUUUAAUAAUGUGUUAGGAAUUCCAGUUAUUGUCGAGAACUGAAUGCCGAGAUCAAUAGUUUGGAUCAAUUGGUUCGCUGGGGCAGCAUUGAUUUCACUCCCACUCACGCUCGUCGCCUCCUGAACCAGGAAUUGCUGAGAGUUGAGGGAUAUCUGAGCAACGAUGACCCCAAUUCCUUGUACCGUCCCAACCGUGAACGGGUUGGUUCUUCCUCGGUGUUGGGAACCAUUGGACAGCCUCCUCUCAGAGUCCCUCCCGCCGUUCUUCACCGUGCUCGACGUAGUGAAGGUCGUUCUGAAUUCGAAUUGGAAGAUCCAAUUACUGAACAUGAUGAAAAGAGGAGUGUCACCGGCUCUGCCUUCGACAGUGACUCAGAGGUUACUUCAGUUGACGCAGAUACGGCGAUUGAGCCUACAGAGGGUGAAUACGAACUUGUGGUAAGGUUGUAGACAUAUUGUGUUCUUAACAUGUUUUAGGCUUCGCAAGACUUUGUUUACCGCCCAUCGACUCCUGUUAACAAGUUCCGCAACUUUGGUCAGGGCACUCCGGCUGGAGAUACUCAAUCCUAUCGCUCGACUCCCCAAUCUUCUGGAUCUGGAGGUACAGGAAGUAAUGCAUCUCCGAAGGGAAAGUUCAGUCCCAUUCUUGAAGCUGCUGAGAUCCCGGAACUGAAGACUCAGUUCUUGGAUCAUAUGCCGGAGGAUCUGCAUUAUUUGAAGAAAGUCGGGAUCCCAAUUGCCCAAUCUCAAGUAAGAAUAUAAGUCAUGUCAUUUUUUAGAUUUUUGAUUCAUUUUCCUUUUUCAGUGUGCCAAGUUGUUCAUUCCGAAAGUUGAGGGGUACAAUUUUAUUGGUCGUAUCAUUGGACCUCGGGGCAUCUCAGUGCGCCGAUUGGAAAGCGAGACUGCCUGCAAGAUUCUGAUCAGGGGCCGUGGAUCUGUGAAGGUAAGCUUUUUUCAGGCAAUAGUUUUGAUUUAUUGUUGAAGAAAUUAUUUUGGCGAUGUUAUGCGAUGAAGUAAAUUUAGCACAAAAUUUUAAGGACAGUCGCAAAGAGGUGCAGUUGCGCAACAAGGACGGUUGGCAGCAUCUGAAUGAGAAGCUCCACGUCCUCGUGAUUUCUUCUGACCCCGAUCGUCAACGCUGUCACGAUCGUCUGGAAGAGGCCGUCGAAUCUGUCCGUCGUCUUUUGACUCCCCAAUAUGAUGAAUAUAAACGUCAGCAACUCCUUCAACUCGCCAUCAUCAACGGAACUUACCGUCCUUGA